Molecule: messenger RNA, 636 nt
Organism: Gongylonema pulchrum
Lineage: Eukaryota; Metazoa; Nematoda; Chromadorea; Rhabditida; Gongylonematidae
Source: the annotation of a GenBank genome assembly
AUGAUAACUGCUGAUAAGAAGCAAUGGAAGAAAAGCCAGUUGAUCGGAGGCAAUGCGCCACAGCCAUUAUCACCGCCCGAGGAGCUUCCAUGGCUUUCCUCGAAUUCACCGCUCAGUUUGAGGAAUGCACGACUGCGACACAGCUCAGAUCCGGGAUGUUCAGACUCGAACAGUGAUCUCGACGAGAGUGGUGUGGUGUACGCAGAUGCAGUCUCCUAUCGAACGUUAUUUGAGCUGAAGUCGGUGAUGAACGCAUCGUUCCAGGACUAUGAUUUCUCGAAUACGAAGAGUGAUGCGUUCUCUCUCGUUCCAGAUUUCGAGACACUGACUAAGCUGGUUGAUUCGCAGCUUUCCGCUACAGUGACAAAUUAUUACGAAAUUAAGCGGGCACUUUGGGCGGAAGUCGACAAAGUUAUCAAGAUAAAUGAAUGCAAACUGUACAGUUACCGCACUGGCUACACUGGCGAUCCGUUCGGCGAGGAUGGCGUGAUGUGGUCAUUCACAUAUUUUUUUCAUAACAAAUCUCUGAAGCGCAUUCUGUUCAUGUCCUGUCGUGCAUUUCGUGCAGAUCCAGCACAGAAUCUUUCAGCUGAACAGAUCUGGGGAGAUUCUUGUAAAAAAUCCUCUCUGGAAUGA